UUACGCAUUACUACUUUUAAUAAUAUUUAUUAAAACCUAGUGUUUAUUUUAUUUGCUCACUUGAUCACUACAGUAAUAUUUCAAUAUCAGAUUUUACAAGUCAUCGAUGUUUGCAACUUUAAGAAACAAGUUAAAAUGGGGUUCCAAAGCAACCUCCGAAUGUUGGAAUAUUCAAACAACCUAUAGUUUCUCAUUGUUUAUUGCAGUACUUGAAGAUCUGAUAUUUUGGAAAAAAAUUUGGUUGUCUUUGUCUUUUGUGUUCUUUUAUAAUUUAAUUUUACUAUUAUGUAUUCGACAGCAAAUAAAUUGUUUUGAAUUUAUUCUUUACAUUUCUAUUAUUAUUAUAUCAAUUGAUGCAUUGGAAACCUGGUUAAAAUAUAAACAUAGGACUACAUUUUUAAAAAAACUUGUAGUUAAUGAUGGAAAUAAAAUAAGGACAACUUUUCAUCAGUUUAACAAAUUCUUUGAAAAGAAAUGGACCAAUUUCAUAUAUCUAAGGGAAAAAAAUCCAACAAAGGCAUUUCUGCUGGUCAACAUAAUUUUGAGUGUAAUUUUCCUGUUAGGGAAAUAUAUAAGUGGCUAUCUCUUAAUUUACAUAUUAUGUAUGUUACUGCUGCUAUUUCAAAAACUGACACCGCCGAUACUAAAAUUAGUGAAAAAGAUUCAACAGAGUGCAGAAUCAGAAGCAGAGUUGGAGGGUCUAAUUCCAGAAGUAUCUGAAGUUGAUAUAAACCUGCUGUCAAUUGAACCAGAGUGUACUAUAGUUACUGAUGAACGUCAAAGUUUGGAUUGUUGGAAGCCAGUUGAUUUAUCAAAUGAUGAAACCAGUGACAGUUCCGAAAACAGUAGUUCUCUAGCCACAAAUUUGUCAAUAGAAAAAAUGCAAACACUUGAUAGAGAUGUUGAAACAUCAGACUCUAGUGAAGAUGAAUAUAUACCUAUAGAAAAACAAAAAGGACAACUACAGUCAACUUUAGAAGUUAUUCAGCCUUCUGAUACAUGGAGCAGUACUGCUUAUAAUGCUCUGUGGAAUUUUACUGGAGCAGUGACUAAGAUAGUUUAUUCUAGGACUGAAGACAAUAAAAGAAACCGUGUAUCAAGUAUGGACUCAUCGGACGGUUUUGAAAUGAUUGACAAAACAGAUUUGAUGUAAAAAUUUUGUUUUAUUGUUUUUUAUGAAGUCGCCACAAGUCUGAGACUGUAACAUAUUAAUUUAAUUAUGGUUCAAAGCUAAUUUUU
Molecule: messenger RNA, 1239 nt
Organism: Achroia grisella
Lineage: Eukaryota; Metazoa; Arthropoda; Insecta; Lepidoptera; Pyralidae
Exons: 6
Coding region: 107-1153 (348 amino acids)
Source: RefSeq, a predicted model, not a curated record